Molecule: messenger RNA, 3688 nt
Organism: Dimorphilus gyrociliatus
Lineage: Eukaryota; Metazoa; Annelida; Polychaeta; Dinophilidae
Source: the annotation of a GenBank genome assembly
AGAGAGAGAGAGAGAGAGAGAGAGAAGGAGGAGAAAGAAAACUUUUAUUUUUUCGUAUUCAAGUAUAUUAUAUAACUGUCUAUGCAAGUUUGUGAGCGCGCCUAUACACAAAUAUAUAUAUAUUUGUUGUAUUGCUAUCUGAAAUAUUACAAACCGAAAAUUUGAUUCUACAAGUAGUUUGCAGUUUGCUUUAUCGACAACAAAUAAAAAAAGAAGAAAUUUGAAUUAAAAAUUACCAUUUUUCUUCUUACAUCCCAAAUCUACUUCUGGGAGAGACUGGAGAAUAAAAGCAGUAAAUAAAAUGGACGUGAAAUGUUUCCUCUGGCUAAUCUAUAUUCAAGGUUUAUAUACGCUUAAAAGCGAAACUGUACAACAAAAGAAACUAACAAAGCACGUUUGCUAUCGAAAUACAACUUUGAAAAAUAUUAUAACUAUAGGAAUUGUUAUAUCUGGUCCUGAGUCGAAUGCUUUCGAUUCAAUUUGUUCAUCAAUUACAAAAUUUAUGAAUAAAAUUAAUAUUGAAUACAGAAAGAAAUUGGAUAGUAAUAGAUUACAAUUUGUGCUAAUGAGACAUACUCGAGAUCUUUCUUUAAAUAAAUUAUGGAAACUAUUUUGUAAGAAUAAAUCUGGAUUACUUCGUUUGAAGAUAAAUAGUCUCAUCUAUUUAGAAUAUAAUCAUUGGAACUUUAAAAAGAAAAACUCUGUUGAUUCUAGACUAUUACUUCAUUUUAUUAAAUUACAUAAAAUACCAACAAUCAUUUGGCAAAAUGAAGGAAUAAUACAGGCAAACAGAGGAGACUUGACUUUACAAUUAAUGCCGUCGAUUGAACAACAAGUAAAUGUUAUGUUAGAUUUUUUAUUGGAAUAUAAAUGGGCAACAAUAACAAUUAUAACAAGUAAAUUAACAGGAUAUAUACAAUUCGUUCAAAGUCUCAGAUAUCAAAUAAAUACCGAAAUGAAAUAUUUUCAUAUAAAAAUUCAGCAAAUUAUUCAUAUAUUUUAUACAAAGGAUAAAGAAUUAAUUGAAUUGCAAAUGAAAAAAAUUGAUAAAAAAACAUCAAACAUUCUUUUUCUCUACUGUUCAAGGGACGAAGCAAAUGAAAUAUUUAAAAUAGCCAACCAACUGGGUUUAACAGAGAAAAAAUUCGUAUGGAUAGCAGCUAAGAGUGUGAUUUCCCCUAUGGCGGCAAAAUUUAAAAUGAAAGAGCGUUUGGAUAGUUUGUUUCCUCUGGGAAUGUUUGGUAAGGAAGCUGUCAUGAAUCUAUAUUUUGAAUGGAAAAAUUCAUUCUUUCUCUAUCGUUAUCAUUACUCUCUGUUGAUAUUAUUCGUUUAUUUUAAUGCAGCUGUUCAAUUUAAGGAAGACGAGAAAGGGUUUUUCAAUAAUGGUAAUUCAAAGAGGAAAGUAGAACAGGUUAUCAAAAACAUUCAGAAAGGCAUAUCCAUCUGGAUUAAGGCUGUGGUUAAUAUUCACGAAACCAGCUCUAAAGAUAGACUAACGUUUCGACCUCAUUUCACAUGUAACAGGAAUGAUAACCUCUUUAACUGGAAUAAUAGUCAGAUAAUGUACGAUGAAAUGUUAAAUAAUAGCUGGUCUCUUAAACCCAAUUUAGAGUCUUUUCAAAUGAACCAUGACGGUACUCUGGCGAAUGCUGAGAUUAGUCUACUUAAUCUUGGAAUGUCUCAUAAAAGGGCAGAGAAAACAUGGAAGGAAAUUGGUUCAUGGAAUUCUAAAUUGAAGAAAUUACAGAUGACAAGGGUUACCUUUCCUGGUGGAAAAACGAAACCCCCCGAGAGUAAAACUCAAAGGCAACGUAUGAAAAUCGUAACUCUAGAGGAGAACCCAUACGUAAUAUACUCAAAUCCAAAUAAUGUUACUGGCAAGUGCCUUCCGCAUGCAAAACUUUGCCGUAUAGCUUCUAAAGAACAAGUGGCCGUGUCAACCGAAACGAUAAAUCCAAAUCACUAUCAGUGUUGUUCAGGCUUUUGUAUAGAUUUGCUCUUAAAACUCUCGAAGGAACUACAUUUCGAUUUUGAGCUAUUUCAAGUAAGAGAUGGAAAAUGGGGAGCUUACAAUACUGACAGGGGCGAGUGGAAUGGACUGAUAAAAGAUAUCCUAGACAAAGAAGCUGAUAUGGUGGUAACUUCCUUAAAGAUUAACCCGGAAAGAGCAGCGGCUAUUGAUUUUAGUGUUCCUUUUUUAGAAACUGGCAUUUCAAUUAUUGUUAGAGUUCAAGAAGGAGUGAUUUCUCCAACCGCUUUCCUAAAGCCGUAUGACAUGUACUCCUGGUGUAUCAUAUUGGCAUUUUGCGUCAAUGCUUCUGGUGUUGCAGUAUUUCUUUUUGAAUGGUUAUCUCCAUAUGGCUUAGAUAGGGGAUCAGGAGUACUAAAAGGUCAUCGUUUCUCACUAUUUAGAGCAUUAUGGCUUAUAUGGGCAAUAUUAUUCGGGGCAGCUGUUAACGUUGAUAACCCAAAAGGAAUGUCUAGUAAAUUUAUCGGCAGUAUAUGGGCUCUCUUCGCUAUGGUCUUUACGGCCAGUUACACAGCUAACCUUGCAGCUUUCAUGAUAACAAAAGAUCAUUAUGAAAAGUUGAGUGGAAUUCAAGAUUGGAGAUUGAUCAAUGCUAAACAAUUAAAACCACCGUUCAAGUUUGGUACAGUACCCGAUGGAAGUACAGAAACCAAUUUAAAGCACAAUUUUCCACAAAUGCAUGAAUACAUGAAACAGUUUAAUAAAUCUACAGUAAAACUUGGCGUAGAAGCUGUUAAAGACGGAUCAAUUAACGCCUUUAUUUACGACGCAACGGUCUUGGAAUAUAUAGCCUCAAAAGAUGAUGAUUGCAAACUAAAAACUGUGGGAGCGUGGUAUGCCAUGACUGGAUAUGGAAUGGGCUUUCCAAAAAAGUCUCCAUGGAAAGCCGUCAUUGACAGAUAUAUUCUAAAAUUCCAGCAAGAAGGAGAAUUAGAAAGACUACAAGAAUAUUGGCUAAGAGGCGGUUGUACAGCAGCUGAAGGUGGAGAGGAAUCUUCAGCCGAGUUAGGAGUACCAAAUUUUACAUCAGCCUUCCUACUAUUAAUUGCUGGAAUGCUGUUAGGCUUAAUUAUCCUUUUCUUGGAGCACAUGCUAUUUAGAUUUUGUCUUGAUAAAAUACGUGCCUAUGACAGAUGUGGAAUAAGUAAUCUAUUUAGUUUAUCUGUGGGUAAAUCCUCGGCUUUAGACGAAACAGUUAUGUCAGCCAUUAAAGAUCAGAGUAAUGCUAAAUGUACAAGCUCUUUCUGUGAGUUAAAAAAGAAGAAAUUGCAACAUCAAAUAGAUAAAUUAACAAAUGAAAAUACUACAUUGAAAAGAGAUUUAAGUUCUUCAGCUUCGUGCCCACGAGCCGCUAAAGAGAAUUAUAUGGAAUACAAUGGACCAAAAAUCAUUGAAGAAUAUGAAAUUUAUGAAGAAUCAUCAGUAUUUUACGAUAGCUCAGAUUCAAAUGAACUUGACAGCAACCAAGUGAUCAUGACCUUAUCAGAUAUUUAUACAGGAAGAGAAUCAACUACCCGGAGCGAAGUACAAACUCUUGUGUAAUGUUAUCUUUAUUAUCUACAGAAAUAAUCAUACAUUCCCUUUUUCAUGCAUUAAAGAUGUGCCAGCUUAGUUUUACUUUUUCUUGUCUUUUCUUUUUGCUGAUUAACCUUAUUAACC